Messenger RNA from Aspergillus heteromorphus CBS 117.55, 2556 nucleotides. Its product is annotated as putative proteinase. Lineage: Eukaryota; Fungi; Ascomycota; Eurotiomycetes; Eurotiales; Aspergillaceae. The coding region runs from base 332 to 2326 and encodes 664 amino acids. The transcript is spliced from 6 exons. The record is from RefSeq and is a predicted model, not a curated record.
CUGAUACUGCACACACCACCACAGCCCACAAUCUACACCCUGUCCCCACUUCGUCACGAUUAGAAACCUCCCUCGUUCUAUUCGCCCGCGCUUAAUACAGUGCUGGACCCUCAACACAACCUCGAUCAUCCGGCGGGGUACAUGUCAGCCGGCCCAAUGUCUCGGGCACGCGAGAGAUGGAAUAGAUAGAUAGAUAGACAGACAGAUAAUCCAGCCUCCACUUACGCCGGAUAUCUCCCUAUCUGCUACUACCACUACCCUGUGCGUCUCGUCUCGAGCCUCGGGGCGAGUACGGUCCGGUCCGGUAACCAGAACGAACAGCCAGACGGAGAUGGAGAUGUCGGCCCCAAAGUCCUUCGCCUUCCCGGACCACUACGUACAGUUAUCGAAACCCCGCCCGCGAUGGGAUGUGGUCCAUAGCAUUGGGGUCGCGGUGGUAGCGCUGGCGGGACUGGCUUGGUGGGCGUCGCCUUUUGGCGGGGAGACAUCGAGGCAUCAGUUGCCGAUAGCGGCGUUUAGUUGGGAUCGGAUCACCCCCUCGCCGUCGCUCGAGUAUCAUGAUUGCUUCGAUGGUUUGCAAUGCGCCCGUCUGCAGGUCCCAAUGGACUAUCACCGCUCUGACGGCCAGGGGCGACACGUUGCGAUCGCCAUCGCCCGUCGUCCGGCUAAAGUACCGGUGACCGAUAUGCGAUACGGGGGUGCGAUCCUCGUCAACCCAGGGGGUCCUGGUGGCUCGGGCGUAGCCAUGGUUCUCCUCGGGGGGGACGCGCUACAGACGACCGUGGACGCGGAGAACGACCCCAACAUGCUCUCCACCAAACUAAGCGACAAAUACUUCGACAUCAUCGGGUUCGAUCCGCGGGGAGUCAACAACACAACCCCAGGAUUCAGCUGCUUCCCGAACCUCUUUUCGCAGCGCAACUGGGAGCUGCAGGCCGCGGCGGAGGGCAUCCUGGGGAGCUCGGAGGACGCGUUUCGACGCAACUGGGAUCGCGCGAUCGCUCUGAACACGGGAUGCUCAACCAACCUGAGUACGCCGGUCCGGGAGGGGCAGGAAGCGUUGGGAGAGCAUAUCAACACGGUUCCCGUGGCGCGGGACAUGCUGGAGAUCGCGGAGCGACACGGGGAGUGGCGCGAGAAGCAGGGAUUGGCGGAACAGCGGCGUCGCGAUCGUGUGCAGGGCUACGACCCGCGACAGCGUCUGGUUGCACGGACACGAUGGAACCGAGGACAGGAGAAGAUCCAGUAUUGGGGACGGUCGUACGGGACGAUCCUGGGGGCGACCUUUGCGACCCUGUUCCCGGACCGCGUGCAUCGGGCUGUCCUGGAUGCGGUCGUGGAUGCCGACAAAUAUUAUCUGGGCGAUGGACACAGCGCGAUCGAGGAUGCGGAUGCGAUUUUCGAUCGGUUCACGCAGUAUUGCGAUGCGGUCGGGGCGGACGGCUGCCCAUUUUAUAGAGAGGGAGGCCCCGCGGCCAUCAAAGCAUCGUACCUGGCCUUGGACCGCGCGCUCUACAACCGAUCGGUGCCGGUGCCGUCGUCAACCAUGCGGGGUCCGGAGGUGGUGACCUGGAGUGAUCUGAAACACAUCAUCCGGAUCGCCAUGUAUCAACCUCUCAGCGGGUUCCCUCUGCUGGCGGAGUACGCAAGCGAGCUGGUCAACGGCAAUGGAGCGCCGCUGGCGGACUUCAAGGUAGGGGGACGCUCUCCGUCGUGCCCGUCGAGCCAGUGCCUCCAGCGCGGGCCAUGGUCCGCGGCGUGUCAGGUCCCGGGCCAUAACGAGCUGUACUCCAGCGCGGCGAUCCUCUGCGCGGACGCCGAGUAUCUCCAGUCCGCUGACGAGGACGACUUCGGGCGGUACUGGCAGUCCCUGCGGGAGGACAGCUAUGUGCUUGGAGACUACUGGGCUGGUCUCGGGCUGAGCUGUGUGGGAUGGAAAGUGAAGCCGAGGUGGACGCUCCCAGGACCCGUGGCGGCCAACACCUCCCACCCCCUGCUGUUCGUCAGCAACAUCCUCGAUCCCGUGACCCCCUUGCGCAGCGCGCGCAAAAUGACCCGGCGAUUCCCAGGCUCAGUCCUGCUGCAGCAAGACUCGGAGGGGCAUUCCACUCUCGCGGCUCCGUCGGUAUGCGUGCACAAAGCCAUCCGCACAUACUUCCAGACCGGCGAAUUGCCGCCGCCGGACACGGUGUGCGAGGGGGAUAUCAAGCCAUUGUUGGGGGUGCAGGCACGGACCGGGACAGUAAGAAGUGCGGGCGAUCAGAGGCUGUAUGAAGUGCUGGCGGGGGAGGCGCGGCGAAUGGCGGCUGUGCGAUUACCGCUGUAGCGGCAGGUGGGUGGUAGUACUGGUAGUACUGGUAGUACUUCGUACUAGUCUUGACACCUGACGGUGCCUGGGGUAAGGGAAGGUUUCGGUACUUGAUAAACCCGGUAUUGUGUUCACAUCCAGGUACAACACUAUAGGAGGUAUACUCCUAUUCACAAAAUGUAUGCAUGCCAUCACAGUUUCUUCAAGGUUGAUUAUGAAAUAGGGCUCCUAUGCUUGAAAGCUACUGG